AUGUCGACAACCACUACUACCACCGCUAUCGACACUGCUCCCGCCGAGACUAACAUUAUUCGUCUCCGUCGCAAUGCCCGACGAAGGCUUUCCACUCCCUCACUGACCAUACAGACACAUCGUCUCCAGUUCUGUCACCCAUUUCCACCAUCCCUCGAAGCAUUAGAUCUAUCUACAUCUUCCUCACCAGCUCAAAUUAUUGCUUCUCUCCGAUACCUGGUCCUUUCAUACCUGGCAGAACUCGAACAACGACUGGCGCUCUUAGAAUCUCCGAACCUAGAGAAGUGGCAUACGAAAGGAGAGCUCACGAUUGAAGAAGCUAGGCAAUGGGCACGCGAGACUCUCGAGAUGCUCGAGUCUCUCCGGGACGAUGUUUGCUCCCAUUUACCUGAUAUUCACCUUUCCGACAUUACCGUCGACAACCUCAAAUUGCACCUUCCUGACUUUCCAGAUGUCCCAAGUAUCAGCGACAUGCGCGCUCAUCUUCCUGACGUUCCCAGCAUUAACGACAUGCGUUCUCACCUCCCAGACCUCCCAGACUGCAUUUCCGCUAAAUUGGACAAUGUCCGUACGAGAUUUCAUGAUAUAGAUUUCCAUACACCGUUAGACUAUGUUCCGACAUUGUCUGAACGUCUCAAAUCACUACAAUCGCAUUUAUCUAUGAUGGAAUUGCCUAUAGGACUCCCGGGUUCGCAUUCUAUGCUUGCGGAUCUCGUCGACUCGCUGCUUUCAUCUGAGCUAGUGACUGAUUUCCUUCAAUCUGCGACCCCGGAGGAUGCUGUUUUCGAGAGAGCGGCAAGGGAAGUCACUCGAGCUGUCAAACGGUCGUUCGAAGGGGUGCAUUUGAUCAGCUAUCACGACUUGCCUGAGCCUUGGCAAAAUAACUCGUUUGUUACACAAGGUUAUAGAUUUAUCCCUAUUGAACGAUGGCCUUUGAUUAUCAUGUCUCUAUUUGCAUUCCACAAUGAAUUCUUGAAUAUACACACUCACCUUAUACCUGGCCUCUUAUGGGCUAUCAAUUCUAUACCCUUUGUUAAUCCUUCUGGGGUCGAGGAUCUCCCCGAGGCAAUGUUCAUGGCUUUCGCCGUCAUUUGUCUGUUCAGUAGUGCUGUGUGGCACACGAUGGCUGGAUGUGCUCAUUGUCCAAGCAUGGAGUUCUGCGCCCGAGUAGACUACGUUGGGAUCGGAUGGUUAAUCAGUGCAAGCGUUGGGACAGUUGUUCAUUAUGGAUUCCAGUGCCACCCGGAGUUAGAAAAGAUGUUCUUAGUUGGUUGUCUCUUGACUGGUCUGCUUGGAAAUAUCUGUCCAUUCAUGAAGUGGUUCAAUGAAGUUCGCUACCGAGGAUGGCGUAUCGUGUUUUUCCUCUCCUUAGCGUUCUUCUCGCUAGCUCCUCUAGCUACCAUGGCUAUCCUAUACUCUCCCAAAGCGAUGGCUGCGUUCAUUUCGCCUGUGGUGCCUUCCCUCAUCUCAUACAUUGUCGGGCUGGCAUUUUAUGCUACGCACAUACCUGAGCGAUUCAUCUCGGAUAAAUGGUCUCGCCAUCUGGAUAAGAUUGGUGGAGGAUCGCAUGCCAUUUGGCACUGCUUCAUCGUUCUUGCUGUGGCCCAGCACAAGGCUGCGAUACGUAUGAUGAAGGCUGGCAUUGCGUGUCAGAUGCAUGCAUAA
Molecule: messenger RNA, 1665 nt
Organism: Lentinula edodes (shiitake mushroom)
Lineage: Eukaryota; Fungi; Basidiomycota; Agaricomycetes; Agaricales; Omphalotaceae
Product: hemolysin-III related-domain-containing protein
Exons: 7
Coding region: 1-1665 (554 amino acids)
Cellular component (GO): membrane
Molecular function (GO): signaling receptor activity
Source: RefSeq, a predicted model, not a curated record